Molecule: messenger RNA, 750 nt
Organism: Aspergillus chevalieri
Lineage: Eukaryota; Fungi; Ascomycota; Eurotiomycetes; Eurotiales; Aspergillaceae
Gene: TPI1
Product: triose-phosphate isomerase TPI1
Exons: 4
Coding region: 1-750 (249 amino acids)
Biological process (GO): gluconeogenesis; glycerol catabolic process; glyceraldehyde-3-phosphate biosynthetic process
Cellular component (GO): cytosol
Molecular function (GO): triose-phosphate isomerase activity
Source: RefSeq, a predicted model, not a curated record
AUGCCUCGCCAAUUCUUCAUCGGUGGUAACUUCAAGAUGAACGGUGUUGCCGACAGCAUCACCUCCAUCGUCAACAACCUCAACUCGGCCCAGCUCGAUCCCAACGCCGAGGUCGUCAUCUCCCCUCCCGCUCCCUACCUGCAGCUCGCCCGCCAGGUCGCCAACAAGAACAUCGGCGUCGCUGCCCAGAACGUCUUUGACAAGCCCAACGGUGCUUUCACCGGUGAAAUCAGUGUCGAGCAGCUUCAGGAUCUCAAGAUCAACUGGACUCUUGUUGGACACAGCGAGCGCCGUGUUCUCCUGAAGGAGUCGGACGAGUUCAUUGCCCGCAAGGUCAAGGCCGCUGUUGACGGUGGUCUGGGUGUUAUUUUCUGCAUUGGUGAGACUCUGGAGGAGCGUGAGGCCAACAGCACCAUCGACGUCGUCACCCGUCAACUCAACGCCGCCGCCAAGGAGCUCUCCAAGGAGCAAUGGGCCAAGGUUGUCAUCGCCUACGAACCCGUCUGGGCCAUCGGAACCGGCAAGGUCGCUACCACUGAGCAGGCUCAGGAGGUCCACGCCGCUAUCCGCAAGUGGCUCGGUGAGGCCAUCUCUGCCGAGGCCGCCGACAACACCCGUGUCAUCUACGGUGGCUCGGUGAGCGAGAAGAACUGCCGUGACCUUGCCAAGGAGAACGAUGUUGACGGUUUCCUUGUUGGCGGUGCUAGCUUGAAGCCUGCAUUCGUCGACAUCGUCAACUCCCGUCUGUAA